AUGGACCUUGGUGAUCUCCACUACUUCCUCGGCAUCUCGGUGAGUCGGUCACCGUCCGGGCUUUUCCCGUCUCAGCGACAGUACGCUGCCGACCUUCUUCAGCGUGCCGGCAUGGCUGAGUGUCACUCAACCACGACUCCAGUGGACACUCAGGCCAAGCUAUCUGCCACGGCUGGCGACCCAGUCAAGGACCUGACGGAGUAUCAGAGUCUUGCUGGUGCACUUCAGUACUUGACUCUGACACGUUCCGACAUCGCCUAUGCCGUUCAGCAAGUGUGUCUUUACAUGCAUGCUCCUCACGAACCCCAUCUUGCACUCAUCAAGCGCAUUUUGCGGUAUGUGAAAGGCACGCUCGGCUUUGGUCUUCACCUCCAUGCUACACCAGCUACCUCUCUCACCGUGUACUCUGACUCAGAUUGGGCUGGUUGCCUUGACUCUCGUCGUUCGACUUCCGGCUUCUGCGUCUACUUGGGAGACAACCUGGUCUCGUGGUCGUCCAAGCGUCAGACUACAGUCUCCCACUCUAGUGCCGAAGUGGAAUACUGCACCGUCGCCCAUGCGGUUGCUGAAUGCUGUUGGCUUCGACGGUCUCCAAUGGUCACGUUCGUGUUUUACACGUACCAUCUAGUCUUUGUGUCUGGUCCCUUCCUGCUGCAACUGUUCCUUGAUUUCCGGUCCAGUCUUUGUGUCUGGUCCCCUUCUGCUGCAACUGCAGGGGAAUGUUAG
Phragmites australis (common reed) is the source of this 726-nucleotide messenger RNA. RefSeq lists its product as uncharacterized. Bases 1 to 726 code for a protein of 241 amino acids. Lineage: Eukaryota; Viridiplantae; Streptophyta; Magnoliopsida; Poales; Poaceae. The transcript has 2 exons. The record is from RefSeq and is a predicted model, not a curated record.